Pyricularia pennisetigena is the source of this 1419-nucleotide messenger RNA. RefSeq lists its product as uncharacterized. The record is from RefSeq and is a predicted model, not a curated record. The annotation marks the transcript as partial. NCBI's taxonomy places the organism in Eukaryota, Fungi, Ascomycota, Sordariomycetes, Magnaporthales, Pyriculariaceae. The transcript is spliced from 6 exons.
GCUCGUGAUAUUUUUGCUUGGCUCUCUGUCCAGCACGAUACUCUUCCGCCGCCUCAGAUCCGCAAACGCAAACGCACUCAGGGUCUCCAGACUCCGCCGCCAGACAGCACCAGCUCCAUUGGCACGAUGGAUACGCCAGCAAAACGCGCUGCCACGCAUAUCGACGAAGAUCAGGAGACUCCACGGGCUUCACGAUCAUAUCCGGCAGGAGGAUCGUUACCCUCGACAUCCUCAAGAACGAGCCAACGCAGUCGCGUGUCUCCGUCCAAAAGAAGGAGGGAGGUGGAAUCCAUGGAGAGGUUGUCCUUACGCACCAGUAAAGGAAGACGCAUCAUUUCUUGGUCCCGGCGUAAGGAGAUUCCCUGUACAGAGGACAGCAUCGAAGAUUGGCAUUUCCUUCCUUGCGAUUCAGAAGAAGCCGAGUCCCCAUCCUUUAAAGAUGUCUGUAAGAUUCAAAAAAGGGCUGGUAAAUAUGCCGAAGCGUCUUAUGACGAAGCGGCUUGGACCGCGGGGGUUGUUUUCCCCCUGGUUGAAUUAGCGAUACCCGAUGACGAACAGCUAGUUCGGGUGCCUUGUACGUCGGCGAGAGUUGUUGAUAGGGAUUUGCUGCCUCCAGCCUACGCCUGCAGCAAGAUGGUUGACGUUUGCCUUGCGAUCGACCCAUCGUGGACCCUACAAAGCAACGAAGUUACCUCCCCUUCCACUGCCACAACAACCUCAGGCGUCGACUCCAACAUCGAUAACGGAGCAAGAGUAGCAGAUUCCCUACGCAUGAUACAAAGGCAUCAGCCUUUCAAGACUGUUAACCACACGGACUACCAACCUUUAUCAGAAUACCACAUCGCGCUGAGUAUCGAAAUCAAGCGUCCGAGCGGCGAUAGCGAAGAGGCCCAAAGGCAGCUGGCUGUUUGGCAAUACGCACAUUGGAACAUGCUGCAGCUCUUGGCCUCAACCAAGAUUGACGGUCAUCUCUCAACGUUGGAAGGACUAUCCUUUCUUCCAGGUAUUUACAUUGUCGGACACAAGUGGGAAUUUUCGGCAACAAUUCGCAAUAAUACUGGGGAAGUGGUUCAGUGGAUAGACUGCCCUCUGGGCAGCACAGAAACUGCUCACGGCAUUUAUGCCAUUAUUUGGGGGCUGCGUCGCAUCGCCCAGUACCUUACCCAGUUAAUGACGAAGUUGAUCAUCAGCUUCGUUUACAAGCAUUGCGAAUUAAAGAGUUCAUGCCGCAAGCCCAUCGAUACAACCUCCGACGCGUCACCACCGACGCGCCACAAGCUAUGCCCCCAGAUCCUCAAUCAGUUCGAUCGUGUUUCGUCCGUGCACGAGGCCCACCCGGCCAAUCACGCCGCUCGCCUCAAUCUAUUCGACUUGGAGAAUUCGAUUGAAAGCGAUGAAGAACUUAUGUUCGAGGUUUGA